Messenger RNA from Eremothecium sinecaudum, 1026 nucleotides. RefSeq names its product fructose 1,6-bisphosphate 1-phosphatase (gene FBP1). The transcript has a single exon. Lineage: Eukaryota; Fungi; Ascomycota; Saccharomycetes; Saccharomycetales; Saccharomycetaceae. Gene Ontology annotation, cellular component: cytosol; cytoplasm. Gene Ontology annotation, molecular function: fructose 1,6-bisphosphate 1-phosphatase activity. Gene Ontology annotation, biological process: fructose 6-phosphate metabolic process; fructose metabolic process; gluconeogenesis. The record is from RefSeq and is a predicted model, not a curated record. Bases 1 to 1026 code for a protein of 341 amino acids.
AUGCCUCCUUCAGCAGUUCCAAGAAAAGAUCUAGAAGAAUCAAUUAAUACAGAUAUAAUUACUUUAACAAGGUUCAUCCUAGAAUCACAGCGUACUUCAGCAAAACAUGCAACAGGUGAAUUUAAUUUAUUGUUUAGUUCCCUCUCUUUCGCUUUCAAGUUUAUAGCGCAAACUAUUCGUCGCGCGGAGUUGGUUAACUUGAUUGGUUUAUCAGGAGCAUCAAAUGCUACAGGAGAUCAGCAGAAAAAGUUAGAUGUCCUUGGAGAUGAAAUAUUCAUAAAUGCAAUGAAAGCCAGUGGUAACGUUAGAGUCCUUGUGUCUGAGGAGCAGGAGGAUUUAAUCGUAUUCCCAGAAACCGGUGGAACAUAUUCUGUUUGUUGUGAUCCAAUUGAUGGUUCUUCUAAUUUAGAUGCGGGUGUUUCUGUUGGAACAAUCGUGUCAAUUUUUAAGCUAACUCCGGAUUCUACAGGUACGAUUAAGGACGUUCUUCGCUGUGGAAAAGAAAUGGUUGCUGCAUGUUACGCGAUGUAUGGCGCUUCAACACAUGUCAUGUUAACAACCGGCCAAGGAGUUAAUGGAUUUACUCUUGACACGAAUCUUGGAGAGUUCAUCCUAACGUAUAAGAACCUCACAAUGCCACAGCAUAACAACAUCUAUUCUAUUAACGAAGGUAAUUCCGUAUUCUGGACUGAAUCAAUCAGAAAAUUUAUUGAGUCGCUAAAAUUAAGUGAUAAACCAUAUUCAGCCAGGUACAUUGGAUCCAUGGUUGCGGAUGUACACCGUACGCUUCUAUAUGGAGGAUUAUUUGCUUAUCCAUGUGAUACCAAGAAUCGCAACGGAAAGUUAAGGUUAUUAUACGAAGCUUUCCCAAUGGCGUUUUUGGUUGAACAGGCGGGCGGAAAGGCCGUGAACGACAAAGGUGAACGCAUUCUUGACUUGGUGCCCGAACAUAUUCAUGACAAGAGUUCAAUUUGGCUAGGGUCAGUAGCAGAAGUGGACAAGUACUUGACACACAUCGGAAAGUAG